Messenger RNA from Cryptotermes secundus, 1544 nucleotides. RefSeq lists its product as uncharacterized. Lineage: Eukaryota; Metazoa; Arthropoda; Insecta; Blattodea; Kalotermitidae. The coding region runs from base 498 to 1271 and encodes 257 amino acids. The transcript has 4 exons. Gene Ontology annotation, biological process: Wnt signaling pathway. The record is from RefSeq and is a predicted model, not a curated record.
CUUGUUUUAUAUUUCAAACUGUACCAGAAGUUGAAUUCCUUAUGUAUACCUAUCAGCUGAUGACAGUAGUAGACUUUGUGAUUUAUUUUUACUGAAACGUGUUAAUUAUUUUUAAAUCUAUAUAUGUCAUGUUUUAACAUCAUGUAUUGCAGAAACCAUAUUUAGAACACCUGCGGUUGGUAACAUCCACCCCUAACCUAAAAUACAAAUUCAUGAAACAAGAAAUACGAAGUAGUGCGUAGAGUGAAUUGGAAGAAUGGGAAAUAUCUUUCAAAAAGACAGGAUGUAUAAAGCGGCUUGGGAUAGUUUCUGUUAGUGACAAGUAUAAUUGAAUGGGAAUACAUUAUCCGUUAUUGAUAACCUAAGUAUUUUCUUCUGCGUGAAAACUAUUUUCGUAAUACCAGAGUGAGCAUAUAAAUUUAUUUCCACAUGUGUUUUAAGCAUUAUAACAUUAAACACGUUGUACUUGCUUGUCUGUUUAGUUGAUAAAUCUCAGUAUGUCGGCUUCAGACACAUCUAGCGAGGAAAAUCUUGAAUUAUUAAGGGAAGCUGCUGAUGUACAAUUCAUAAAUGAUUCUAUGUUUGCAUCAAGAGGGACGGGUGAUACAUACAAAGAAUAUAAUGGAAUAACAAAGCGAGAGAAACCUCCGUCACUUCGUCCACAGAUGAAUAAGGAGCAGCAAUAUAAUGACCUGCAUGUCACACCAGGAUUUCAGGCCUUUGUUGCCAAGCAUCUAGUCAGGAUCAUAGAUCGAGAACUGGAAGAGUUCGAAGGUGACCAGUCUUCAUCCUUGGUGCAGAAUGGAGAUGCUAAGAGUCAGCCUGAUGGAGGAAUCCGGCUGUUUGCAUCUUCGUCCAGUUAUCUGUCUGUAGAUACAGCACCUUCCUACAAGAAAGGAAGAAGGCAAGUGGCUCAGGAGGAAGAUGAAGAUGAACUGGAGAAAUGCCGGGCAGUUGCAGUAUCUCCACAGUGGGUUAUGUCCAGGAAGGAGACUUCUGGUUGGGAAAAAUGUGGUAAAGAAGUUUUGGUUGUUAAUUCAAAUGGGGAAGUCAUUGCCCACGAGGGAGCCAAGAUGAAAAUAAAGACUAAUAGUUGGGGUGUGCGUGACAGUACUUUCCAUAUAGACGUGAAAUCUUCCACUCUAGACUCAAGUCUCAAACAGAGAGAAAACUGCAGACAAAAACGAAAGAAAGAAAGAGAGAAAAAGAAAAUAAAAAAUAAAAUAAAAAAUGGAGAUGUGUUAAAAGAACUAGGCAGCAAAACCAAGUGAGAGAACAGAGAUGAGUUGCAAAGACCUUCUGUUAACAUCAAUAAAGGAUGAUGAUGAUUAUCUUAAAUGGAAAUAAAAAAUUACAAGUCAAAAAUUUUCUGACAUUUCGAGCCAUAAUUUUUUUUUUGAGAUGGUAAAGUUUUCCCUAUAACCAUACAAACUGAGUUGCUGACUUUUUCAUCAUUUGACCUGCAUAAAACAGAAACCAUACUAGAAGAAGAGAACAAUAUGACUACUUUAUUUUACACAUUAAAUUUACAUAUUUAUUAUCAA